Messenger RNA from Eurypyga helias (sunbittern), 2639 nucleotides. RefSeq names its product Rtf1, Paf1/RNA polymerase II complex component, homolog (S. cerevisiae) (gene RTF1). Lineage: Eukaryota; Metazoa; Chordata; Aves; Eurypygiformes; Eurypygidae. Gene Ontology annotation, cellular component: Cdc73/Paf1 complex. Bases 177 to 1934 code for a protein of 585 amino acids. The transcript has 17 exons. Gene Ontology annotation, molecular function: RNA polymerase II C-terminal domain phosphoserine binding; DNA binding. The record is from RefSeq and is a predicted model, not a curated record.
AGCUUUUGUCAUUGGCCAAACGGAAACGCAGUGACUCUGAAGAAAAGGAGCCACCUGUGAGCAAACCUACAGCGUCUUCAGACUCUGAGACGUCAGACAGUGAUGAUGAGUGGACUGUUGGAGGUUCUAAAAACAAAAAAAAGGGAAAGGCGGGUAAGGCAGAGAAGAAAGGAGCCAUGAAGAAACAGACAAACAAAGCUGCCUCUUCAGGCAGCUCAGAUAAAGACAGCUCGGCGGAGAGCUCUGCACCUGAAGAGGGAGAAGUCUCUGACUCGGAAAGCAACAGCUCCUCAUCUAGCUCCGAUUCAGAUUCCUCAUCUGAAGAUGAGGAAUUCCAUGAUGGCUAUGGAGAAGACCUCAUGGGAGAUGAAGAAGACCGAGCUCGACUGGAACAAAUGACAGAAAAGGAGAGAGAGCAAGAGCUGUUUAACCGGAUAGAGAAGAGAGAAGUGCUGAAGAGAAGAUUUGAAAUCAAGAAGAAACUAAAAACGGCCAAAAAGAAAGAAAAGAAAGAGAAAAAGAAAAAGCAAGAGGAAGCGCAGGAGAAGAAAAAACUCACACAGAUCCAGGAAUCCCAGGUCACGUCACAUAACAAAGAGCGGCGAUCAAAGCGGGAUGAGAAGCUAGACAAGAAAUCUCAGGCAAUGGAGGAGCUCAAAGCAGAAAGAGAGAAAAGGAAGAACAGAACAGCUGAAUUGCUUGCAAAAAAACAGCCAUUAAAAACUAGUGAAGUAUAUUCUGAUGAUGAAGAGGAGGAGGAGGAUGAUAAGUCCAGUGAGAAAAGUGAUCGCUCAUCGAGAUCCUCAUCCUCUGAUGAGGAGGAAGAGAAAGAAGAAAUUCCUCCUAAGUCCCAGCCAGUGUCCUUGCCUGAAGAACUGAACCGAGUACGAUUAUCGCGACACAAACUGGAACGCUGGUGUCAUAUGCCCUUCUUUGCCAAGACAGUCACUGGCUGCUUUGUCCGUAUUGGCAUUGGAAAUCACAACAGCAAACCUGUGUAUCGGGUUGCUGAAAUAACUGGUGUGGUAGAGACUGCAAAGGUUUACCAGCUGGGUGGUACCCGGACAAAUAAAGGACUACAGUUGAGGCAUGGCAGUGAUUCACGUGUGUUUCGCCUGGAGUUUGUCUCCAAUCAGGAAUUUACUGAAAGUGAGUUUAUGAAGUGGAAGGAAGCGAUGUUCUCUGCUGGGAUGCAGCUACCCACACUAGAUGAGAUAAACAAGAAGGAAAUGUCCAUCAAAGAAGCCCUCAACUACAAGUUUAAUGACCAGGACAUUGAGGAGAUUGUGAAAGAGAAGGAAAGGUUCAGGAAAGCACCUCCAAACUAUGCUAUGAAGAAAACUCAGCUGUUAAAGGAGAAGGCUAUGGCUGAGGACUUGGGGGACCAAGAUAAGGCCAAACAGAUUCAAGAUCAGCUUAAUGAACUUGAAGAGAGAGCAGAGGCCCUGGAUCGUCAGCGGACAAAAAACAUCUCUGCAAUCAGUUACAUCAACCAGAGAAAUAGAGAGUGGAAUAUCGUUGAGUCUGAGAAGGCUCUUGUGGCUGAGAGUCACAGCAUGAAAAACCAACAAAUGGACCCCUUUACUAGGCGGCAGUGCAAGCCCACAAUAGUGUCUAAUUCCAGAGAUCCUGCUGUCCAAGCUGCCAUCCUUGCCCAGCUAAAUGCAAAAUACGGGUCUGGUGUAUUACCAGAUGCUCCAAAGGACAUGAGUAAGGGUCAAGGGAAGGAUAAAGAUGUGAACUCUAAAUCAGCCAGUGACCUCUCAGAAGAUCUUUUCAAAGUGCAUGACUUUGAUGUAAAGAUUGAUCUUCAGGUUCCCAGUUCAGAAUCUAAGGCCCUGGCCAUCACCUCCAAGGCUCCACCAGCAAAAGAUGGUGCCCCUCGGCGAUCAUUGAACUUGGAGGACUACAAAAAGAGGCGGGGGCUUAUUUGAGCAUACCCACUCUGCUGCUUCUGAUCCUGCAUGCUCCAUGACGAUGUCCUACCUUUUCUUCCUCCCUUUUCAGUUCUCCCUUCUGGGUUGGAGCAGCAAUGGAGCUGGGAAGAGACUCUUUAAAACUGCCAGUCAUCUGUAACAUAAACCAUUCAACUAUUUACUGUAUAGACCUCCCUUCUUGCCCUUUCCUCCUGCCCCCCUCACAAAUGUGGAUCUGUGCUAUUUGGGGUUUUCCCAUUUCUUUUAGUUUGAGUUUUGUUUUUAUUUUGUUGAUGCAGCUCGUUGGUCCACUCUGUGUUCAGUAUUAGCCUGAGGUCUGGAUUUCCAUAGGAGUCUCUUGGUGGUCGCAGAAUCAGCACUUGGUGAUCUCCCCUUACAUACCACCACAGGCAUGAUGAAUAAACGUUGGCGCAAGACCUUUGUGGCUGGAAGGUCAUCUGCACUUUCUUCCUCCUCUUCUUCCUCCUUCAUCCUAGCUUUGGAGAAGGGAAUCUUCAAAAACUGGCUUAGGUUCAAAGUGUAAAUUUUUUUGGGAGGGUUGUGUGACUUUUUUUCAGGUGUUUUUUAUCAUUUUUAAGCUGCAGUACUAUUUGUAUCCGUCUGUCACAGUUCUUUACGGCUGUUUUGAAUUUCUACCAGCUGUACUUGAGCAUAUGAAAUUGCAAGAAACAAACUCAUUAAAUGUGAUUCUUCUUACUAAAA